Vombatus ursinus (common wombat) is the source of this 1577-nucleotide messenger RNA. RefSeq lists its product as uncharacterized. The coding region runs from base 1 to 1224 and encodes 407 amino acids. Gene Ontology annotation, molecular function: peptidase inhibitor activity. Lineage: Eukaryota; Metazoa; Chordata; Mammalia; Diprotodontia; Vombatidae. The record is from RefSeq and is a predicted model, not a curated record. Gene Ontology annotation, cellular component: extracellular region. Gene Ontology annotation, biological process: innate immune response; antibacterial humoral response. The transcript is spliced from 9 exons.
AUGGGCGAGCGUGCUGGAAAAGCACCAGAGGCCUGUGUCGCUGCCGCAUGCUUCAAUGAGACUCAGGCUAGCAGAGAGCUGCGCAGGCUUCACCUACAAAAAGCUUGGGUUCGCCGCAAUUUCGGCGUCGGAACUCCAAUGACAGUGACCUCUGGCCGGGGUCCAGAAAGCGGGUGGGCCGGGCAUCACUCCCCAUUCCGCGAGGGUCACCCAGUACCUCACCGCUGGUGGAGAGUGGAGUCCAGUCCCCGCCUCCAGCCACACCAAGCUGCUCGGCGCCGGGGCGUCUCCCCAGGAGAAAGGCUCUUUGCAGGAGGUGAGAGGGUCCCGCCCCUAGACUGCCCCACACCCAGAGCCACGGUAAAUUUCAGGCACUCUGCCUCUGUCCCUGCCCCUCAUAGGCUUCUCACUCCAGCAAGCACCAUGCACUUCAGUGGUCUAUUCUCCAUCAUUUUGCUUCUCUUUGUGUCUUGGACUUGGACAUAUAAGCCUGUUCUUGAAAAGGGGUCCACAAAACCAGGCACCUGUCCAGAAGAUAAUGCCCUCUGCAGAAGGCAUUAUGAGGCCAAGUGCCAGAGCGAUGAAGAGUGCAGUGGCAAACAGAAAUGCUGUUUCUAUUACUGUCACUUUGACUGUAAGUAUACAGUAGAAGACAGGUUGUCAGAAGUGAAGCCAGGGUUCUGCCCAGACAUUCAAGGCCAGUGUGGGAAGAAGACUCCGUCAGACGCAUGUACCUGUGAUGGAGACUGUCGAGGGUUGUACAAGUGCUGUCCAGGAGCCUGUGGAAAGCAGUGCCUCAGACCUCACUCAGGGAAGCGGGGAACCUGUCCAGAGAUAGUAUAUAGCUGUUCCUCCCCGAAUCCCCCCUCCAAAUGUCAUAGGGACAGAGACUGCCUCGGAACUCUCAAGUGUUGCCCAGGCAUUUGCGGCAAGAAAUGCAUGGAUGCUUUGAACCCUGACUUGCCAAAGCUGGACAAGGAAACAGUAGAGAAAAUUAUCAAGUUCAAAGAGGCCAGACGUGAAAGAGAUCAAUUGUUUUGGAAAAUGAUAGAGGCUCAAAAGGAUCAAGACAAUAUAGUAAAGGAAGGAAAAUGCCCGGGUUUGUCACUCCAGUGUUUAAUGAUGAAUCCAAACCCAUGUGAGCAUGAUGGAGAUUGCCGUGGUGAAAAGAAGUGUUGUGUAGGCCUGUGUGGGAAGAUCUGCAGAGCUCCAGUGAAAGAGUGAUUCCGGUUCCUGUGCUGAGGCUGUCGGACUCAUAUAUUUGGAUUCUAGGAUGGCAAUGUUCUUUCCCUCUGCUAUAGCUGGGCCUUUGGGGAGAAGCCAAAAUAUCUGUGCUAGAGAGCUUCUCAUAGACCAGGGGCGGGGAACUUCUGGAAGAAAUUUGGAUUGAGUCAAAAGGCCACACUUAAGGACUUAGAAGGCCACAUGUGACCUUAAGACCUCAGAUUCUCCACCCCUGGAUCAGGUCUAUCACCAAUAAUACCUGUAGGUUGGAGGCUCCUGUCUUCUCCUCCCUUGUAUAGCUUCUCCUGCAGUACUGGCUCAAUCAAAUUUUGCUCAUAUAACUCAUAUCAAAA